Papilio machaon (common yellow swallowtail) is the source of this 2000-nucleotide messenger RNA. RefSeq names its product synapsin (gene Syn). Gene Ontology annotation, molecular function: metal ion binding; ATP binding. Gene Ontology annotation, cellular component: synaptic vesicle membrane; synaptic vesicle. The transcript is spliced from 14 exons. The coding region runs from base 1 to 1932 and encodes 643 amino acids. The record is from RefSeq and is a predicted model, not a curated record. NCBI's taxonomy places the organism in Eukaryota, Metazoa, Arthropoda, Insecta, Lepidoptera, Papilionidae. Gene Ontology annotation, biological process: neurotransmitter secretion.
AUGGCGGCUGUCCGGCGCGAGGGACCGAGUCACACUGACAGCCUGGGAGCUGUCAAAAUAGAGCGGUCGGGGUGUCCUGGCAUCUGUGGCCCGCAGGCCGCGACCACAUCAACCCUGUCUUUCUCAAGCUUCCGAAAUUCCUUCACUUCAAAUGUCAAUUACCUGAAAAGAAGCUCAGUGGAGGCGUUGCGCAGAUUCAGCUCGGGCGAUCUGCAAUCCGAGUGUGAUGAGGGCGAAGUGGACCCCUACACUGGCCGCCCGGCCACCACCAGCCAGCCAAAGCCGCAGCCGCAACACCAGCGGCCCGUCUCGCAGGCUACUGGUGGUAGCAUCGGAAGCGCCUCCAGUGUAUCUGCAGGGUCGACAGGGGGCGCGGGGGUGGCGGGACCUGUACCGGCGGGCGGCGACCUAUCCCUCAACCUACGCGGCGGCUCGCGAGGCACUUCGGCACCUUCCUCUCCUGCCAAGUCCCGGGAGUCACUACUGCAGCGCGUGCAGUCCCUUACCGGCGCUGCUAGAGACCAGGGCGCCAACUUGUUAGGCAGUGUAACAUCAGUGGCGUCGGUGGGUCGCGGCUACAACCGUGACCGCUGCGUCACGCUGCUCGUGGUGGAUGACCAGAACACGGACUGGUCCAAGUAUUUCCGCGGGCGCCGGCUGCCUGGCGAGUGGGAUAUACGCGUCGAACAAGCGGAGUUCAAGGAACUAUCGGUGACGGCGAGCUCGGACGGCGCCAACGUGUCUAUGUCCGUUUAUCGCAGUGGCACCAAAGUGACGCGAUGUUUUAAGCCGGACUUUGUACUGGUGCGUCAGAACGUGCGCGAUGCAGGCGCAGACCACCGCGCACUGCUGCUUGGUCUGAAGUUCGGCGGCGUUCCCUCUAUCAAUAGCCUCAACUCUAUAUACCAUUUCCAGGAUCGUCCGUGGGUGUUCGGUCAUCUCCUCCAGCUGCAGCGUCGCCUUGGCAGAGAGAACUUCCCGCUGAUCGAGCAGACCUACUACCAUAACUACAGCGAUAUGGUGACGGCGCCCAAGUUCCCGGUGGUGAUCAAGAUCGGGCACGCGCACAGCGGCGUGGCCAAGGUGAAAGUGGACUCUUUGGCCGACUUCCAGGACAUCGCGGGCGUAGUGGCAAUGCUGGGCACCUACAGCACUGUGGAGCCAUACAUUGACGCCAAAUACGACAUUCACAUACAAAAAAUUGGCACCAACUACAAAGCUUUCAUGCGUAAAUCUAUAUCCGGCAAUUGGAAAACCAAUCAAGGCUCAGCCAUGCUUGAAGCCAUUGGAAUGAACGACAGAUAUAAAAUGUGGAUAGACGAGGUGAGCGAGAUAUUUGGUGGGCUAGAAGUGUGCGCGCUGGAGUUGGUAGUGGGCAAGGAUGGGCGCGAACACAUUAUUGAGCUGAACGACUCCGCCACCUCGUUCAUGGGCGACACUCAGGAGGAAGACCGGCGCCACCUAGCGGAGCUCGUGUUGCAACGCAUGCAGGCGGUAUGUCGUCCGGGUAUAACGAAGACGGCGUCCCGUAGUUCUGUGUCGGGCAGCGGCGCGGCAUCACCCGAAGAGCGUGGACCCGGUGUUGUGCCCGGCGGGCCGCCCAGCGCGCCGCCGCCCGCGCCUCUAGCUAGCGGCGCCAGCAUCGACCGCCCGCUGCCGCCGAUACCCGCAGAGCCCGCACAGCCACCGCCGCCUCCACUUGCACGACGUGACUCGCAAGCAUCUCAAUCAUCUACGGUGUCAUCAGCAUCGGCAGCUCCAAGCACGGCCAGCAGCAGCGCCCAGGGCACAGCUCCCCCAACUUCGGGCUCCGCAGGCGGUCGCGGUGGCUUCGCACGUCAAGGCUCCCUCAGCGCCGCGCUCACUGAGGACGCCGAGGACACCAUGAAGAACCUGAGGAAAACAUUCGCCGGCAUAUUUGGCGACAUGUAAACUGUAUCUAAAUCCUUUUCAUUUUUAAUAGCGAUUAAUUUUAGUUAAAAUUAUAUUAUUUUCUUUUC